Molecule: messenger RNA, 1326 nt
Organism: Lachancea sp. 'fantastica'
Lineage: Eukaryota; Fungi; Ascomycota; Saccharomycetes; Saccharomycetales; Saccharomycetaceae
Source: the annotation of a GenBank genome assembly
AUGAGGAGCAAGCUGUUAUCCAGCUCGAGAAUUUCGUCUCUUUACUCCGACUUUCGGAACCUUAAAGAGUUGAAUCCAGAAGGAUAUGAAGCUAACAUCAGAAAUUGGAGGCAAGUUCUUCUUGAAGAAGUGCUGGAAGAUGAAGUUAUAGUCAAAACUGGGCCUGAACUACUUGAAGAACUGAGUGAUCCGCAGGCGGGACAGCCAAGAAGCCUCGAUGUCGUGUUGGACUUUAUGAUUGCAGAAGGAUCUUUGGUCCCAUUAGAAAAGUUCAAAUCAAGAGUCAAAGAAAGUAUUGUCUCUACGGUUCUGGGUUGGACUUUGAACACUCUGCUGCCCAAUUCUCAGCACGCUGGAAAAACUAGAAUAUCAAGUACGAAGGGCCAUUCUUAUUUGCGACGUGGACAAUACGCGGUACUACCGACUAUCAAGAAAAAGUAUGACCCAUUGCAUCUUGCGGUGUUGGAGCGGAUCUGUAAAAAAGCCGUGAGAUAUUCAGAUCUGAUCUUCACUAAGACGAGUUUUUGCCAAAAAGUGGGUUUCGCAGACCAUUUGAAAGAUUGGGCAGCGUUUGAGACCAUGCUCACGUAUAUGGACCACUACAAGGGUAUCAUAGUAACAGAUUCCACAACAGUUAAAGUGCGAGGAUUCGAAGUCAGCGGUAUAACUGCAAAAUUCGAGUCUUCGAGCAUAAAUAUCGACGACCAGAAGAUUGCAUCUGUGAAAGAAGCCCAAGUCAACUUGAAAACCCAAACCUCGCAUCUCGAAGACAGAAUCAAAGAUUCCAAACAGCAACUGCGUGUAGAUAUCAAAAGCCAAAAACCUAAAGCGCUCCUGAGAACGCGUCUGCAGAUCCAGAAGCUCUUGGAGAAAAACCUUAACUUGGCAUUUCAAAAUCUGAACAACGUUGAAAUACUACUACUGGACAUUGAGGCUGCAAUUGACAGAGUGCAAUUGAAGCAUGUUUUUGAACAGUCUAGAGACGUUUUGACGAGUCUUUCCUCGCAAUUGGGGAGCUUAAACGACCUUGAAAAGCUGGUCGAAGAUAUCAAUACUGAGAAGCUUAAAGGCGAAGAUAUUGACAGGGUUUUCGAAGCAGAGAUGGAUGAUGGGUCUGACGAGGAAAUAGAAGAAGAGCUGCAGAAAAUGGAUGCGGAAAUGAAGUUGGAGGAGCAGGUUCUCCAAAAACUAUCGAGUUUGGAGCUUUCCUCACACGAGCCACCCCAGGAGGCCGAAAAAAACGACAAGGCGACGUUGGCUGAGCAUUCACAGUCUCCGACUGAAAGCAAAGAGCACGCACAUGAAAAACAGCCUCUUUUGAUAUAA